Molecule: messenger RNA, 4793 nt
Organism: Nothoprocta perdicaria
Lineage: Eukaryota; Metazoa; Chordata; Aves; Tinamiformes; Tinamidae
Gene: PAPSS1
Product: 3'-phosphoadenosine 5'-phosphosulfate synthase 1
Exons: 15
Coding region: 86-2122 (678 amino acids)
Biological process (GO): sulfate assimilation; 3'-phosphoadenosine 5'-phosphosulfate biosynthetic process
Molecular function (GO): adenylylsulfate kinase activity; ATP binding; sulfate adenylyltransferase (ATP) activity
Source: RefSeq, a predicted model, not a curated record
UUUAAAAAUACAUACAUUUGCUAAAGUCUUAAGCUUAGGCCUAUUCAUUUGCUUUUCUAAAUGGACUGCAAUCAGAAAUGAUUUCAUGUGCUGUGGAGUCCAGUUCCUUCUGAUUUCAUGUGCUGUGGAGUCCAGUUCCUUCUUACAGCAGUUCAAGAGAGCUGAGUGGGAAGCUGUGGAAAACCACCUGAUAAAUCUCACCUACACUGCAUUGUUUGAAAUGCCAGGCAAGACUAAUGGAAGACUGGAAUGGAAGGCUUGGUAUAAGGGAAAUUUGGAUGUGAAUAUGGUGAUUAUUCUGUCAGAGGGAAUGCAGAGGGCAACUAACGUUACCUACCAGGCUCAUCAUGUCAGCAGGAAUAAGAGAGGCCAAGUGGUAGGAACAAGAAGUGGUUUUCGUGGAUGCACAGUCUGGCUAACAGGUCUGUCUGGUGCUGGGAAGACUACAGUGAGCAUGGCACUGGAGGAAUAUUUGGUAUGCCAUGGCAUCCCGUGCUACACGUUGGAUGGUGACAACAUUCGCCAGGGCCUUAAUAAGAAUCUGGGCUUCACACCGGAAGAUAGAGAGGAAAAUGUCCGUCGGAUUGCUGAGGUUGCUAAGCUGUUUGCAGAUGCCGGUUUGGUGUGCAUCACUAGCUUCAUCUCUCCCUAUACCCAGGAUCGUAAUAAUGCCAGACGAAUUCACGAAGGUGCAAGUUUGCCCUUUUUUGAAGUAUUUGUGGAUGCUCCGUUGCACGUCUGUGARCAGAGAGAUGUUAAAGGACUGUACAAGAAAGCCAGGGCUGGAGAAAUUAAAGGUUUUACCGGGAUUGAUUCAGAGUAUGAAAAACCUGAAGCCCCUGAGCUUGUGCUGAAAACUGAUUCUUGUGAUGUGAAUGAUUGCAUACAGCAAGUUGUGGAGCUCCUUCAAGAAAGGGAUAUUGUGCCAGUGGAUGCCUCUUAUGAAGUGAAAGAGCUCUAYGUGCCUGAGAACAAGCUGAAGUUAGCCAAAACCGAUGCUGAGUCUCUCUUAACCUUGGAAAUAAACAAGGUGGAUAUGCAAUGGGUGCAAGUGCUAGCAGAGGGCUGGGCAACGCCACUGAAUGGCUUUAUGAGGGAGAGAGAAUACCUGCAGUGCCUUCACUUCGACUGUCUCCUUGAUGGGGGUGUUAUCAAUCUGUCCGUGCCUAUAGUGCUAACAGCUACCCAAGAAGACAAGGAAAGACUGGAUGGAUGUACAGCGAUUGCCCUGGUGUAUGAAGGGUGCCGCGUGGCCAUCCUCCGUAAUCCUGAGUUCUAUGAGCACAGGAAGGAGGAACGCUGUGCAAGGCAAUGGGGAACGACGUGCAAGGAGCAUCCAUAUAUCAAGAUGGUUAUGGAGCAAGGGAACUGGCUGGUGGGUGGAGAUCUGCAGGUCCUUGACCGUAUUUAUUGGAAUGAUGGACUUGAUCAAUACCGUCUCACUCCUGCUGAACUUAGGCAGAAGUUCAAGGACAUGAAUGCUGAUGCUGUCUUUGCAUUCCAGUUACGCAACCCGGUGCACAACGGGCAUGCUCUUUUAAUGCAGGAUACUCACAAGCAGCUUUUGGAGCGUGGUUACCGGCGCCCAGUUUUACUCCUGCAUCCGCUCGGCGGUUGGACAAAGGAGGAUGAUGUUCCUCUCAUGUGGCGCAUGAAGCAACAUGCUGCAGUCCUGGAGGAGGGAGUCUUGAACCCAGARACGACGGUGGUAGCGAUAUUCCCUUCCCCCAUGAUGUAUGCCGGACCAACUGAGGUUCAGUGGCACUGCAGAUCACGGAUGGUUGCAGGAGCCAACUUCUACAUUGUAGGGCGAGAUCCAGCGGGAAUGCCGCACCCUGACACUGGGAAGGAUCUCUACGAGCCAACCCAUGGUGCCAAAGUGCUGACAAUGGCCCCCGGCCUCCGAGCGCUGGAAAUUGUGCCCUUCAGAGUUGCAGCUUAUAAUAAGAAAAAGAAGUGUAUGGACUAUUAUAACUCUGAGCACCAUGAAGACUUUGAAUUUAUAUCAGGGACCCGCAUGCGCAAGCUGGCUCGAGAAGGACAGAACCCGCCAGAAGGCUUCAUGGCUCCCAAGGCCUGGACUGUGCUGACAGAAUACUACAAAUCUUUGGAGAAGGCUUAGGCCUCUUAUUAACUGCAGAUCAACCUUUGACGCCUGAUUUAUUAACAAGAAGGGGACCACACAGUCACCAUUUGUGUUACUUUGUUGUGGUGUCUGCCAGGAAGUUUUUCUCUGAAAACAGACUCUUUCUCCCUAACUUAGCAUCAUUCUUUGCUGUCCUUAUGGAUUCUAUUAUGUGCUGGCACCUAACUAACUGCUGGUUUUAAUGUCUUCUCUUUUAUUACAGUUAAUAUUCUUGCAGUAGGAUUUUUAACUCUUGUCUUUUUUAUAUUUUACUGCCUCUGUCCUUCGAGUUCUGCAGCUGUUAAAUUGAUGCAGCUUUUUCACAUGUUAUUUAAGCUGUUGGUUAGUUUUCGGUUUUAGUAGUUUGUUGGAAAAAAUGUAACGGUUAGAUCCUUUAAAAUGAAUACAUGCUCUAUAAGUGAAGAAAGUAAAUAAGAAAUAUUUAGUAUACUUUAACAAUAAUUUUAAAUCUUAUYAGCAUCUCCAGAAACAUCUAACUUUAAUUCCUUGCUAUGUAUAAUCAAAAAGCAGAGUUCUAUAUGCAGUGUAAUUAAACUAUAUUUUUUGCUUUUAUUUUUGUUUCUUUGUUCAGUUUURGAGUUUGAGUUGUCUGGUGCUUUCCUUUUACUGUGAAUCAGUAAAGUUGGAGAAGAUGGUCAAGUGUUGACUAAAAGAAUAUAUCUAGUUUCCCCUUUUAAUAGAUAAUGAAUCCAGAGUUUUUAAGGUCUUUUUCUUAUAUAUGCUUGUUGACAUGGAUGUAACAUCUAGUCAGUAAGGGAAUGUUUUACUAAUUCGAUUUAACUUUUGCCAGUAUUGGGUGGUGAAUAUACUUGUUGAGCCAACUGCAAUUUAAAAAUAAUGUAGGAGAUAUUGGACACAAAUCCGUAGAUUUGCACGUUAUGAAGUCAUUUUCACCUUUUGAAAUGAAAUCCAGAAAAUAAGUGGGAGUGAUGAACAGUAAUAUGAAUCAUCCUGUAGAGUUAGUUUGGAAGCAGUAAUGUCUGCAGGCAAAUUAAGAGUGGUGACAAGAAAUUCUUAGCUGAUGCUGUGCUGAGGCUCUGUUGUGAUAGCACUUCUUGAGACCUGCCCUUGAGGGACUCUGUAUUUAAGAAGCUUUCAGGUUUUUCCUAAUCUUAGACAAUAGCCAUGACACUGCCAGUAUAAUGGUGAAUAAGAACAGGAGAGGAGCACAUGGUUAAUUUGCAGGCAGGACUUGCUCUGGGUAACAGUAUUUUCUUGUGGCAUGUGCAWUUUCACUGUACAGUUCUCAUUUUUCCUUCUAACUGGCUCUUUUAAGGAAAUUGUACUUAACUGAAAGAGCUACCCUAGAAAUAAUUUCUUUUUCCAGUGUCUCCCUUUUCUCUGGGGUUCCUUUAGUUUCUCUUAGUGGAUAACAACAUUAGUUGGCCAAUCUUAAUGUUGUUUCUCAUAGUAGGUUCACCUUAAUAAGGUGCUAUGGUUUUUGAGGCUAUUAUUGGAUGUCUUCCAGGAGAAAGCAACAGGCCUAAUGAGGUAAUGGUGGAUGUACCCAGCCUAUCUUCACAUGUGUCUUUCCACACCUGCACUUUCUCCAAAGGAAGAGAAAUAAUCUGAAGGACAUUUAAAAUGUUCCUUUUCACUAUAUUCUAYAGCUGCCUUGAUCUUCCUUACAAACAGUCCCUUCCCUGCUGCUCGUGCACAGCAUAAAAUGACUAUUAUCUAUGCUUUUUGUACAAUCCCAGGAUGAUGGUUGACUUCUAGAUGAUCAUUUUGAUGUAUUGGACACGUGAUGUACAAAGGUAAUAAGACUUGUGAUCCRUAUAAUGCAAGGACGAUGUGAAUACAGCUUUCCAAAAUACAGGAGGAUUAAUGAGGUAGGUGGAGAUCACCAAACUCUAAUCCUUGGACUUAAGUAAGUGCUGCAAAAUUACUGCAUUUCCUAGGUGAAGUGAUUUGGUCCAGAUGACUCCGAUUCUCCUAGUACAUAUGAGCAACUUGAGGAAAAAGUUGAGUUUUUUUUCUAAAGAAUCCCAAAGCUAAUAUUGUGUGUGUGUGUGUGUGAUCCAUAUGCUGAUGUUUGAUUAUCAUGAAUAUUCAGAGUGAUAUUUCAAGGCAGGAUCUGAGGAUUAGGAUGGAAAAAUAGUUGAUGAAUGCUGAAGUUGCUGGCUUCUAGCUGGUCUUUCUAAUUAUUUUUCAGCAGAGGACCUAAACACAACCAACUCGGUAGUACAGCAGACAUAGGAAAUGCAGAACGAGUAGGUCACUUUUUUUAGACACAGUUUGGAGAUAAGCAAGCUUCUACAUCUGGAGUAAUUCAAUAAGAAUCAGGAGGAGGUAGAAAGGAAUUGAAGUUUUGGAUGUGGGGUGGAAGAGGGUGGGUGUAGAAAUAGAACAGAGCUAUCAUGGGGCUGUGUAGCCAGUACUGUGAGUGGUUUGAAUGUGAAAUUCCCUUGCAUUUUUUUAUUUUCUUAAUUUUCAGCAAGCUACGCAGGUGGAACACGUGGAGGUUUAAACUUUGUCAGUUCGUCAGGAUUGCUGUAGCAUACAAAGUAGUCCGAAUCCAUUUCCUUUCCUUAAGGAUUAAAGGUGUUAAUCAAGAUCGUCUUCCCUUUUUAAAGCUAACAACUUCAAAGACUAGUUUGUGUGUGUCGCUUUCAGAAUUUACACAUGCUUCUUGUGUCUCCACACA